AUGGCAGAUGACCCCACCGCAUCUCUCGAUAACGACACCCAGCCAAACUCCGUAAACGAUCUUAUCCAUUCCCUCCGAAGAACCGCAGUCACCCCCUCCAACUACGCUCAACUUCCCCAAACCGUCACAUCCCAAACACUUCCCCCGCAGACACGAAGUCUCCUCUCCUUACCAGAAACACCAGCGCCGCGCCCAAGAUAUCGAAGCAAUGGCACAAUCCAAGGCUCUCCUUUCCGCGCAGCACGAAGGGUUGUUGGUCCCACGCCACGCAGCUGGCUCGAAGGAUCGCAGAAUGUUGCUCCGCCCGAUUUGAAGAAUCGGCCUGAGCGCUUAUAUCCUACCGAAUUGAAUCACCUACCGGGUCUACCAGCAGAUUACGAUGGUGAUAAGAAAAGCAGGAGACUGCAGGAUGUUUGUCUCAGGACGAUGGCAAGCAAUUGGGAGUACAUUCAGGGAUACGAAAGGAAUAACCUCGCAGAUAUACCAACAUCUUUGCGGGUGCUUUUGCUCAGCAACAUCGCCCUUUACGGUCCCGAACAAGGCGUGGGCUACGAAGGAUUGAAGAACUUGUUGAUCUUCCCAACUGCCGACGGCGCAGACGCGGAUAGGGCUUCCACCCCGGUUGAUCUGAACGAAGGAUUUCUGCGUCUCGACCUCUCCGGUUCCAUUGGGCGGUCCGUGUGCUUCAAACACCUUUGCGAAUUCCUGGAGAAGCCUGUCUCCCUUCCCGCUGAAGAAGACGCUGACGAUCUGACCUGGGAGGAAACGAUCGCGCGGCCGCUCAACGCCACGAUCCCGCAUCUCACACAUCUCUCCCUGUCUCAUCCCCCAUCGACCAUAUCCUGGCCCAGACUGCUCAAUGUGGCGAAACAUAUCCCUACGCUAACGCAUCUAUCACUUGCAUAUUGGCCUGUCCCGGCUUUGACGCCGAACAGUAGGACGGCUGUUGUCGCUUCGAAAUAUGCUAGGGAUAUCCAGUAUGGUGGAACCAACUACUAUUCCCAUAGCCUCGACGAUGAUUACCGCGAGGCUGUCACUGUAUUGAGGAGACUUGCCGAUAGACUGUACAGUCUUGAGUUCUUGGAUCUUAGUGGCUGUCAUAGUUGGCUUCGUGCUCUCUCGUGGCAGGGAGGUGAAGAAAAAGGCCCUGGUAUUGAUUGGUCUCAUACCUGGCCGAAACUCACUACUCUACGCCUGUAUUCUGGCAUUAUGAUCAAUCUUGACAGUAGCUACUCCAACGUCCUUACUUUUAGUACGGCGUGGAAGCAAGCAAGAAUCGUGGAAGAGGAACUGCACUGGUGGACUCACAAAGACGCCGUCAGACGUAGAUUCUCAUAUGUGGAUGUUGAGAAAGACGACCCUACGGUGUAUCAGGAUUUCUGGAAGGGAAUGGAUGAUGAGGAGAGUAAGAAGAAGAGAGGGGUUAUGGUUGAGCUGUCAGGAAGAAGGAGGAGAGAAGCUCCAGCUCAUAUCUUCGGGGCAGUUGAGGAAGGGAGAUCGUUCGCUUGGGAGGAUUGA
Molecule: messenger RNA, 1518 nt
Organism: Glarea lozoyensis ATCC 20868
Lineage: Eukaryota; Fungi; Ascomycota; Leotiomycetes; Helotiales; Helotiaceae
Exons: 2
Coding region: 1-1518 (505 amino acids)
Source: RefSeq, a predicted model, not a curated record